Messenger RNA from Coffea eugenioides, 2910 nucleotides. RefSeq names its product putative disease resistance protein RGA3. Bases 1 to 2910 code for a protein of 969 amino acids. Gene Ontology annotation, biological process: defense response to other organism. Lineage: Eukaryota; Viridiplantae; Streptophyta; Magnoliopsida; Gentianales; Rubiaceae. Gene Ontology annotation, molecular function: ADP binding. The record is from RefSeq and is a predicted model, not a curated record. The transcript has 2 exons.
AUGAUUCUACAAUCACUGCAAGGUCAAGAGCCUGAAGCUAAGGAUAGGGAAGCCAGAGUCAAGCAGCUUAUGGCAUUAUUGGACGGUAAAAAAUACCUACUGGUCUUGGAUGAUGUGUGGAAUAAGGAGUCCAUGCUAUGGAAUGAUUUUCUUGGGUCUCUGAAAGGUACUAGCCAAGCCAUGGGGAGUUGGAUUCUCGUAACCACUCGUGAGCAACAGGUGGUAGACAUCACCAGAAUUUCUUCUCCUCAGAGUUAUUCCUUGAAACAAUUAUCAGAUGAUCAAUGUUGGCGCAUUCUCAAAGAAAAUGCAUUUUGUGGUGGGGAAGUGCAGGAUGGGCUGCAAGAUAUAGGGUUGAAGAUUGCGCAAAGAUGCCGAGGCUUACCAUUGGCUGCAAGUGUUCUCGGUGGCAUGCUGCACAACAAGGGACCAGAUGAAUGGCAAAGCUUAGAGAGUGGGCUUCAAAGUUUAGGCGGAGAUGAAAAUAGUUACGUCAAAGAAAUUUUGAAGUUGAGUUUUGAUCAUCUCCCAUAUCCUUCUCUUAAAAAGUGUUUUGCAUAUUGUUCAAUUUUUCCCAAGGAUUUUCAAAUGGAAAGGAAUGAAUUAAUCCAACUUUGGGCAGCAGAAGGAUUUCUUCAUUCAAAUCCAAGAAACGAUAUACAUAUGGAGGAAGUUGGUAACAGGUAUUUUACCAUUUUGUUGGAUAGUAACUUAUUUCAAGAGGCAGAGAAGGAUGAUUAUGGGAAUGUUUUGAAUUGCAAAAUGCAUGAUCUUGUGCAUGACAUGGUGCAAUCCAUUUCCAAUUCCAAAACUUUAAGGUUGACAGAGUCUGGUAGUGUUCUUAUGGAAACGUCUUCUAUUCAGUAUCUUGCACUGGAGAGAAGUGAAAAAGAAAUGCCAUUUCCUUCCACUGAAAGUUUCAAGCAUAUUACGACAUUGUUUUUGCAAGGAAACAAAUCACUUAAUGACAGGGAGAUGUCAUUUUUUAUGUUGCGAGUUUUGAAGUUAAGGGCAUCGAGUGUCGAAGAGCUUCCUAAAUCAAUUGGCAAGCUAACUCAUUUGCGAUAUCUUGCUUUGUUAGGGACUUCAAUCAAAAUAUUGCCGGAGUCUCUGUGUCAACUUUACAAUUUGCAGACAUUAAGAGUUAAAUAUUAUUAUCGCUCAUUGAAAAAGUUUCCUAAGAAUUUCAAGAAUUUGGUGAAUUUAAGGCAUUUUGACUUUUUCUCUGAGGAUAAAUCAAGUGAUAUUAUGCCUUUUGAGAUCGGACAGUUGCAGUUUCUCCAAACUUUGCCAUUUUUCAAUAUUGGUGAAGAAAGAGGUCGACAAAUUGGAGAAUUGAGGAAUUUGAAGAAUCUCAGUGGACAACUUGAGUUACGUAAUCUUGAAUUAGUGAAAAGCAAGAAAGAAGCUGAGUCUGCAAAUCUGAUUGGGAAGCCAAACAUUGAUGAGUUAAAAUUACUAUGGAAUGAAAUAGAUAAUUCAAGAAAUAAUGAUAGUGAAUACAAUCAAGUGUUGGAAGGCUUGCAAGCUCACCAAAAUUUGAAAGGUUUGAUAAUUGAAAGAUUUUUUGGUGAUAAACUUUCGACAUGGAUCGGAGAACUUGGGAGAUUGGUGAAAUUCGAAUUGCAAAAUUGCAAAAACUGCAAAGAGUUACCAACUCUUGGAAACAUGCCCUUCCUCAAAUCUCUUCACUUGGAAGGACUUGACUGCGUAACAAGUAUAGGCCCUUCUUUUUAUAGCAGAUCAGGCGUGCAUAGUGGCAGGACCAGUCAAAGGCCCCUAAACUUGUUUCCAGCACUUGAAGAUCUCAUUCUAGAAAAUAUGCAAAAUUUGAGGGAAUGGACGGAAGCAACAGUUCAUGAUGGGACAAUGGUAGUGUUUCCGGUCCUUCAUACGGUAAGGAUUAUUGAUUGCCCUCAAUUAGCCACUUUUCCAAGUCAUUUUCCACAUCUUAAGGAAUUGAACAUCAAGAAAACCCAAAAUGGAUCAGCAUUAAUGACAUAUAUUUGUAGUGGAGUCAGCACUCUCACUAGACUUUCCGUUGAGAGUGUGACUGGACUCACCAAACUACCAAAUAUGUUAUUCCAAAACAAUCCCAAGCUUGCAAAUCUCGAAUUAAGAGAUUGUGGUGAUUUGACCCAAUUCUCGGAUUUUUCAUUUGAUGUUCCUCAAACUUCAAAAGGACCAAAUUACCAAUCAGUAGCUGAGCACACUUGUAUUGACAAUAAUGGUCCUCAACAUUUGGUUGGCCUUGAGUCCCUAGAGGUAUUAAAUGUUGGUGGGUGCGACUCGCUCGAGUCAAUUUCAAUCCCCAAGGGACGCAAAUACCUCACUGCCUUGCAAAAAUUAAGGAUUUUCUUUUGCUAUAGGUUGACCCACUUGUCCAUCCCCCAAAUAUUUGAGUCAGAGUGGGAUUCCACUUCACCCUUCUCCUCCUCUGGUAAUUGUCCUUCUCUUCUUCCUCUUGAGACAUUGCUUGUACUCCAUUGCCCCAAUCUUAUCUCCUUCCCAAUUGAUUUAACCCGAACAUCUUCUCUCUCUUACCUGGACAUAGAAGAGUGUAAGAAAUUAACCGACUUGCCCAAGGGGAAGCUUUGUUCUCUUACAACCUUGAGAGAAUUAUACGUCGGACCAUUCUCAGAAACCACCACAGAGCUGCAUUCCUUCGUAGACCUCUUUGAUGCUCUCCCACCACCACACCCCUACUUCCCCUCCCUUUCAAAAUUAGGUUUGUAUGGAUGGCCUCAUUGGGAAUCUCUGCCCGAGCAACUUCAGCACCUCUCUGCCCUAACAAUUCUUGGACUAGCUAGAGAAUUUACCCUCUCACCAAUCUAUGAAAAGCCUCACCAGACUAAGAGAGCUGCAGUUUACGAACUGUCCCCUUCUAAAGGAAAGAUGCAAUCCAAAUAG